CUAUCAGCCGAUACUCAGAACUGUCCAUGUCUUUUUUCUUCUUUAUGUAUCAUCUUUUUCACUAACUUGUUGAAGUACAAUGUUUGCAGCUGAGAGGAUGCAAAUGAUUGACCUUUGAACUCAUUUGCUGAGAGCUGUGGUUACCGGCGUGCUUUUUUACAUUUGAAGUAUUCAUGGAUGAACAUUAAGACGCAGUCGACACAAUUGGUGCGCUACAUGUUCUUUGCUGGUGUUUUUCAGUUGUUGAGACUCAAGUUGCAAUAUAUAGGAUAAAAGACAUUUCUAUCAAAUUUCAACCUUCAGGCUCUUUUGUUUUAUCUCCCCCCCACUGACCUUAUCAGGUGGGGGGGAGGGUAGGCCCAAAUUAUGGAGUCCAACCCAGACAGCCCAAACCGGGCUGUGGAGUAUCUUCUGGAGCUCAAUAACAUCAUCGAGAACCAGGCCAAACUUCUAGAGACGCAGCGUAAACGCAUCGAGGAGCUGCAAACGCAGCUAGACCGGGUCAACCAGGAGAACCAGGACCUGCGGCAGGACCGGAGCCUGGGAACAGAGAACUCGACGCAGAACCACAACUACAGCCAGGGCUCUAAGCCCAGCCAGCCGUCAUCUUUACCAAACCACAGUGCUGGAGGGGUCCAUCAGAACAGCAGCAGUAAUAUACCCUCAUCCACUGUGCCCGGUCCAGCUCGACGGACCCACACCAGACUGACCCGGGGCCUGUCAUGUGGGUCCGCCCCUGUGGAGAAAGAGAGAGGCCGACUGGAGCGAAACGACAGCUCUGGGACCAACAACACCUCCACUCUACGGAAACAUGAGGAGGAAACCCAGAGUUCAGCUUCGCGUCCCUUUUCAGACAGUUCCAGCAGUAAAUCUCCUUAUGUGAACAGCUCUGACCGUUACAGGGACAACAGCUGUGGCCCCCCAGGCCCUCGGGUGCCUUUUGUGCCCCCUCCAAGCCCAGCCAGCCUUGCCUGGGCACAGCGUACACGCAACCAACCAGCUAGCCUGGCCCUACGCAAGCAAGAGGAAGAAGAGAACAAGAGGUGCAAAGCCCUAUCAGACAGUUAUGAACUCUCUACAGACCUACAAGACAAGAAGGUGGAGAUGCUGGAGAAGAAAUAUGGAGGUUACUUCGUGAGCAGACGAGCAGCACGCACCAUCCAGACAGCAUUCCGUCAAUAUCGCAUGAACAAGAACUUUGAGCGUCUGCGCAGCUCAGCUUCUGAGAGCCGCAUGACACGGCGCAUCAUACUUUCCAACAUGCGACUGCAGUACUCGUUUGAUGACCGACAUCCUCAACCUCCCACCCCGACUCACUACAGUCACAGUCCAGGAAUGGGUCCUCCGCAUUCUCCAACCUGCACCACAGAGCCAAGCUCCCCAUCACGACCAGAGUACACCCAUCUAGAGGACUCCUUCUCAAAACAAGUGAAGUCCUUGGCUGACUCCAUUGAUGAUGCCCUAACAUGUCGACCACGCCGAGAUGAUUCCCAGGAAGGUAUAGGGGAUGGAGGUGGUGUUGUGGAUGACUUUGGCGAGUGCAUAUGGAGCAGCAACAGCCACGCAUCGUUACGGAGAGGUCUUGGAGACAGAGAUCGAGGUGGUACAGGGGGCUUGAGCAUGCAUGAGGAUAGCACAGCCACCUCCUACAGUGAUGUCACGCUGUACAUGGAUGAUGGACUACCUUCCUCACCGCUUUCUCUAGACCGGGCCCCAAGCAGCACAGACACUGAGUUCUGGGGCGGUGUUGGAAGUGGAGUGGGUGGUAGGGAAGAUAGCCGUGACACUGAAGGAGGAGGAAGCAGCAAUAGCCGCAGAAGCACACCUUGCACAGAGUGCCGUGAUUACCGUUUACGGGGAGGGCACUUACCAUUACUUACUAUUGAACCACCUAGUGACAGCUCAGUGGACAUGAGUGAUCGCUCAGACCGAGGCUCCCUUAGCAGACAACUAAUCUUUGAGCAGGACUCAGUGGGAGGGUCACCUCAAGGGACACUAAAGCACAACCCUAAUGCUCGUUCAACAUCCUCAACAGCUGCACAAGGUCAAACACGUCCAGCUAUCCGAUCGAUACCGUCGCACAUCCCACACCACAUGGCUCACCAUCACCACCACCAUCAUCACCAGUACCCUGACACCCCUUCGUCCUCCUCCUCUCCUCAACAGCCCCCAACCACACCGCUCUCAUCCUCCUCUUCAGCACCACUGCCUCCUGGUGGCUUGGAGCAGCAGUGCUGCUCAGAUGGUGAUAAUGACUCACUGAACUCCACCACAAACUCUAAUGAGACUAUUAAUUGCAGCUCAGGCUCCUCUUCAAGGGACAGCCUGCGGGAGCCCUUGCCCUCAUUAGGGAAACAGACCUACCAGAGAGAAAGUCGGCACAGCUGGGACUCUCCUGCCUUUAACAACGAUGUGGUUCAGAGAAGACAAUAUCGCAUCGGACUCAACCUCUUCAACAAGAAGCCAGAAAAGGGUAUUCAGUACCUGAUUGAGAAGGGCUUUGUGUCAGACACACCAGUGGGCAUCGCUCGCUUUAUCCUGGAAAGGAAAGGCCUGAGUCGCCAGAUGAUUGGAGAGUUUCUUGGAAACAGACAGAAACAGUUCAACAAAGAUGUACUGGAUUGUGUUGUAGAUGAAAUGGACUUUUCUGGAAUGGAUCUCGAUGAUGCUCUAAGGAAAUUUCAAGCUCAGAUAAAAGUCCAAGGAGAAGCCCAAAAAGUGGAAAGACUUAUUGAGGCGUUCAGCCAGAGGUACUGUGUUUGUAAUCCAGCACUGGUAAGACAGUUCCAGAACCCAGACACCAUCUUCAUCCUAGCUUUUGCCAUCAUCCUCCUCAACACAGACAUGUACAGCCCCAAUAUCAAAGCGGAGAGGAAGAUGAAGCUGGACGAUUUCAUCAAAAACUUGAGAGGGGUGGAUAAUGGUCAGGACAUCCCACGUGAUUUACUGGUUGGAAUCUACCAGAGAAUUCAGAAGUGGGAACUGAGGACCAAUGAUGACCAUGUUUCUCAAGUCCAGGCAGUGGAGAGAGUCAUAGUGGGCAAGAAACCUGUUCUGUCUCUGCCCCACCGCAGACUCGUGUGCUGCUGUCAGCUCUAUGAGGUCCCAGACCCCAACCGUCCUCAAAGGUCUGGAGUUCACCAGAGAGAGGUCUUCCUCUUCAACGAUCUGCUUGUGGUUACAAAGAUCUUCCAGAAGAAGAAAACCUCCGUAACGUACAGUUUCAGACAGUCCUUCCCUCUGGUGGAGAUGCAGGUUCACAUGUUCCAGAACUCUUACUAUCCUCAUGGUGUCAGACUAACUUCAGCGAUCCCGGGUGGUGAGCACAAAGUUCUGAUUGUGUUCAUGGCCCCUAGUCAACAGGACCGCACCCGCAUUGUCAGUGAUCUGAGGGAGAGCAUUGCUGAGGUCCAGGAAAUGGAGAAAUACAGAGUGGAGUCUGAGUUGGAGAAGCAGAAGGGAGUAAUGCGGCCCAGCCUGCUCACCAACAGCAUUAUGACAGGAGGAGUAAGUGGGGUCAAGAAUGAAGUGGUGAAUGGCACUAUGGGAAGACCUAGUCUGGAUGACAACUAUUCACCAGGAGAGGGCCUCAAACGUACUGCUCUCAGCUCCUCUCUGAGGGACCUGUCUGAAUCAGGGAAACGUGGCCGCAGCAACAGCGUUGGUUCCCUUGACAGUACAAUGGAAGUAAGUCUGAGUGAAGCAGAGCAGUCCACGGCCUCACCAGCGUUACCCAGUAGCCACUGUGCUCCCGGGAUGCUAUGGAACAGAAGAAUUCCGGCCUCACCGCCCCAUCCUGAGCCCCGGAGUGGGGGUGGGGGGUGGGCCGGGGCAGCAACACACACCUGCGGUGACUGGCGCUGGGCCAGUCUCCAGCAGCACAGAGAGAGGAACGACUGGAAUGGGGACUGGGAGCAACAGCAACAACACUGGAUCCUUCCUGGGCUCCCUGUUUGGGGGCAAGCGAUCCAAAACACCGGCUCCUAUUAUCCCCCCGGGGCCACCCUACCCCGCCCCUGUGGCCCCACCGACUACAGGAGGGCCACCACCUCUGUCCCCAUCCUCGCUGUGCCCGGGAGAGGGCGGGGGGCCUUCCAAGAUCCAGGCGCUGCACGCCCAGUACUGCCACACUACCAGCAACAGUGUCAGUGGGCAGCCUCCGCCCCCGUACUACCACCAACAUCGCUUCCAUACGCAGACCGUACCCUCGUCUGGGCAGCAAGGCCUCCAUACUCUUCAGCGGGUCACCUUGCCUCGACGGCCGCAGCCCAACCCCUCCGCACACUGCCCGUACCAGCCGAUCUCCCACCAUACUUUGCAGGGACGCUACGGGAGCAUGGGCAACAUGGGCAACAUGUGCUCCGGCCUCCCUCCCCCCCUUUCUCCUCACUCCCCACUCUCCCCUCAUCCACAGUUUGCUCUGUUCCACACACAGCCCACACACUCGGCCAGAGGGGGCGGCAUCAGCAAGCCCCCUCUCACGCUGUCACACUCUCAGCCGCACCCGCACGCACACUCCCAUCCCGCGCACAUGCACACGCCGCACCCGGGCUCCCACCCCGUGCACCAACCUCACUUCGUCUUCGCCAGCCCUCCUCCUCCGCCCUUCCCUGCUCCCACUCAGCCGCCUCCAGUCUCCGCGUCCGGCACGGUCCAUCACGUGCCUCCGGCCGCCCAGUAUCUGCCCCAGUAUCCUCCGUUGUCCUCCAUCCCCCCUCCCCCACCACACUCCCCUUUACCCCCCCCUUCCUGCCCCCUUACCCCUCUUACGCCUCUCUCCCCUCUCCCCCCCCAGCAUCAAGGCCCCCAUUCACAAGCCGGGGGUCAGCAAGGGCCCUCGCCAGCUCAGACUGGAGCCGUACCUGGGGGGACGGGCACGGUCGAACGCGCCAAAUCCAAACCUACCAACCGGAUCAGCACGGUAGUGUGAGCCGGGGGAAGUCGCGAGGCUGGGGGUCGCUGAAGGGGCCUUUGGCGGUUGGAGGGGGGACCGCCGCGAGGCUGGAGGAGGCAGGUGGCGGCAGGGCCAAAGCCGAUAACAACACCAGUGGGAAAAAGAAACGCAGCCUGCUAAGACUCUGCUACUUCCACUUGCGCUUCCCUCAAGUUUAACUGAAGAAGGGGCUUCCCAAGGCAAAACAGCACAAACACACGUAUGUCAUACCGAUAGUUGGAGGCUCUCAGGUAGAUCAGUGCUGUGGGAUAUACACUCUCCACAACAAUAACAAAAAACAUUCAUGACACUUUUCUUUCAAUUCAGGUGUUGUAGAUGUCACUGAUUUGGUAUUCCAGCCAAACCCUUCUUAGCUACUUCUCUUUAAAUCCCAUAUUUAGACAUGAAAUAAACUACUGAAGCAUGUAAAGGGAUUACAAACAUGUGGACAUGCACACACAAACUCAAGCACAAAAUUGUCCACAUGCUUGCUUCAAUUACAUAUAGCCAUAAAGUUAUGGUAAAAUGGUUGCAUUUUGCAUUCAUCAUCACAGGUGUUGGAGAAACUGUUUGGUUCCUUGCUUCACCUGGGAACCUGUUUAGGAAAAGUGAAGACCAGAGACCGUACAAAUAAUACUGUGCUGGACAUGAAGAUCAAAGCACAGUACUUGGGCAAAGUACAAUGAUUUCAUACAUUCCAGUAAUUACGUUGAGCAUUAGUCAAUAGCAUUGGCAAGAUGCAAUAAUCUUUUCACUAAAUUGAUGUCCAGCUUCUACUUGCUAAAUAAUUUUAAAUGCUCUAUUGCUCUUUUUGUACACAUCUAUAACGGUCAAUAUAUUUGAGUGCUUAUAGAGAUGUAUCUACAAAGGAAAUAUCUUACACCUGGUAUGAUUGUUUGAAGUAUGUCAGUACUGGCCUGACCUCUUCUAAUCCUAAAACUAGUCUGCUGUAAAAAGCCUUGUACUGUAUGUGGAUGUGCUGUUUGUAAUCAUCCUAGAAUCAUUAUCCAUCAGAAUUAUUAACCUGCGUACAUACAAUUAUAUGAUAUCAGUAAUAUUAUAUUACACUUCAUCUGUGAACAUACAUGAUGUUCAUACCUAGAGUUACACCAUUUUAGAAAAUAUAAAUCUAUACACAAAUGGGUAGACAAUAAAUUAAUUUCAUAGUUUGAAGCUCAUUUUAGAGAAAAAAAAUGAUCUUUUAUGUUACAUUUAAAGCAUUGUGUCUAAAUCUAAACCUUUUCUCAUGGCAACAUUGUUUUUAUUCUACACUGUUACUUUUUAUUAAACCAGUCGGUGACCAUUAUCAUCCAUAUCUAAAUUCUUAGCACAUUUCUAGUAGAGUUCCAGUAAAGCUGUCAAGGCCCAGAAUGUGAAAACAAAAGGCACUUUAUACAUGGAUGUGUUUUCUGAACUAUAUUAAAUUAUCUCUAUUAAACAAAAACAUUUUCCAGCUAAAGUAUUUUUACCUAUAUGAGGGCUAGUGACACACAUAUGAAGGAAACUUUCCUCAAAAGAUUGUUGCCUCUCUAUUCGUCACGAAUCUUCACAUCUGAAAUGCCUGUAUUAUGCAGUUUCCAUUGGGGUUUUGCAUUAAUACUGCCAAUCAUACUUAAGGUGUUUUUGACUAUAUUUUACGCUGUUAUAUAAAUGUUUGCUAUAAAUUUCAAUUUUAAUGAAUAUAACUGUUUAACUUUUAUGUUAUACAAAAUACAGAUGUUAUAAAUUUGACAAAAUAUGAGAGAUAUUUGUAAAUAGGAAAAGUUUUCUCAUGCUUUGACAUUCAACAGUGAAGUGUCAAAGUGUUUUAUUGUUAUUGAAGAUUUUUAUGGACAAACACACUUGUCUUUUUAAGUGUCCUUGAAUGUUGGAGACUUUUUAUGGGUAUUAUUUAACUUUUUUUUUAACAGAAGUUGUGUACCUGUCAUUAUGUGUUUGACUCAGCUUUGUGUGCAUCUGACUUUUGGUUUGAGCUACAAGACGGCCUGUUUUGACAUGUUAAAAAAAUAACGCCAUGCUCAUAGACUGUAUGCUUCAGUUUUCAAUAGGCUACCUUAUCUAUUUUUUUUUUCUCCAUAUGAAUAAUGGAGGAGAGCAGGAAGAUGGCAGAACCAGUAUAAUUAUCACAUUAAUACAAGGAUUUCAUUUUACCUGUAUGAGAAAUCAAGGUAAUUUAGCCUUCAAGUACUGCUUGAAGUUUUUGUUAGUGUGGAUGCAUAAUGUGAUCUCAAGUGCUGAUAUUUCUGGACUGGGCUUAAUGCAGGUGCUCAGUAUUAUUUGUCUUGAUGUUAUGCUCAGUUAUUGUUUGCAAGAUAUUUAUGUUCUUUUGCUACCCUUUCAAAACACCAUCUCUUUCUAUGUGCUCCUGAAUAUGCUAAUUACAUAUGAUCAGCACUCCACCAAACUAAAUAAUAGCACAGUAUCAGUGAAAAUGGGGAUCCAGUUACAUCUGGUUACAUACACAGCCAGAUACCAAUUUAAGAAGAGAGAAUAUAAAUAAUUUACUUUAUUUGAUUAAUGAUUCCCAUAAUCUUUUUUAUUAACUCUCCAUCUUCCCGCUUAAUUUUAAUUUUAUUGCAAGAGUAUGUCUGUAUUUACUGAGCUCUGUAACAAACUGUACAUAGACUGUCGUAGUAUGAUUUAAUAUUGGGAAGUGGCAAAGGUGUAUGUAUGAGUGUGUGUUGGGGGGGGGGGUUAUUUUGAUUUUUUGAUUCAAGAAAAUUCAUUUUAUCUGAAAUCUUGUACAAGUGUAUGUCAAAGCAGAUUGAAGUGUAAUUUUGAAAAAAAGUUAUAUGAGGUCAUCUUAUUUGUGUACAGAUAAUAUAUGAAAUUAAGCAAAUUCAGAGAGAUGGGAAUAUUUAUUGCCUAAUAUGAGUAAAAAUAUAUAAUGUGUCUUGACACAA
Messenger RNA from Carassius carassius (crucian carp), 7836 nucleotides. RefSeq names its product IQ motif and SEC7 domain-containing protein 2-like. The record is from RefSeq and is a predicted model, not a curated record. The transcript has 14 exons. NCBI's taxonomy places the organism in Eukaryota, Metazoa, Chordata, Actinopteri, Cypriniformes, Cyprinidae. Gene Ontology annotation, biological process: actin cytoskeleton organization; regulation of ARF protein signal transduction. Gene Ontology annotation, molecular function: guanyl-nucleotide exchange factor activity; protein binding. The coding region runs from base 367 to 5112 and encodes 1581 amino acids.